ACUAACAUUCUUGCGGCAUUGAUGAAUGAUGAUUGCUUAGCAACGAUGAGUUUCUAAACGAUUAGUUUGAGAGAGAUUUGUUUCGUGGGUAACCAGUGCCUUUUUUUUUGUUUUGUCUUCGUUUUGGUCUCUCUAUUACAACCCCUUAUGGCGGCGUGACAAUGUUGAACGCCAAGAUUGCCGCAAGAGCGCCACCGGCGAUGGCUUGGACAAAAUCCUGUAUCAUCUUGGGCUUCCGGAUCUAGUCGGAUUCAGCAAGCAUAUCAGAUCGAUGUUAACAUGAGUUUUGGACGAUGAUCUAGCAACGGCAAACAAUGCGGUGGUGGCUUCCUCGGGUUGCAGUAUACUCCACACCAGCGGCAAGUAAUAUUAGUGAAUAAUACGGAGUACUUACCUUCAGUAAUUUGCUAUCCAGGUCCCGAGAUGGAUGCGAAGAACUUUGCUAAGUUGAAGAGGCAGUUGGCCAAGGAGCCCAAGAAGAAGCUGAAGGAGGGGGGGCCCUCCCAACAGAGGCCCGUAGACGACUUUUUUCCGAAGGGGGAAACUGAGAAAGACCAGGGGGCCGAGGGACCCUGCAAAGAUGUUGCCGAGGGUGCUGGUACCCUUCGAACUGAGGCGGCUAAGAGGAGGGCGCCGGGUAAAAGUAAUGCAGCUCCCGGCAAAAAGCCCAAGAAGGUCGCCGGCGCUAAGGACGCUCCCCUGGUCAUCUCGGAGGGCCACUCUUCUUCGGGGACCCCUCUGGUGGCGGCGACUGUCCCUGCGCCUUUCCCGGAUCAGAUGGAAGAUGGGCCCUGGCCCCGGGAGAGCAUCCAAUUCUCCAUCAAGAAAGGGACUGCCAUCACGCAUGGCACCCUGGAUCCGAUGGAGUUCCUAAAUGGGGCUACUCCUUCACUGGAUAGGUCGACCCUCGGCCGGCAUGACGACGCUGCCCUGGACGCCAAGCUUCUCCAGGCCUCGUUGACUGCCAGUGUGGCCCUUGGAGAACACAUCCGAAGGGUGGGGCAGUUGCGCCUUCAGAAGGCGGAGUCCGACGAGGCUUUGAGGAAGCUCGUUGUGACUAAUACUGAGGCCAUCCGGAAGAUGGCAACGCUGGAGGAGACCCUCCGGAAGACGGAGCUGAGGUUGGAGGAUGCCCGGAGGGAGGGCAAGGCCGAGGGCAAGGCGGAGGCCGAGACGCUUGCUGCUGCCGCCGCAAAAACCGCUGCCGACGAGGCCGAGGAAGCGAAGAGGGUGGCCAUCUCUCAGGCCGAGAAAAAUGCUGUUGCUGCCUUUGUUGCCGGAGGCUGGAAAGAUGAGGAUCGGAGGCAGUGGGUGGCCUCGGUGAUCGAGGAAAGCGUCGACGACUGGGUUGGUGGCCCCGGGGCGAUGUGGCUAGCCCGGAAGGGCAAGGAGUACUAUGAUGGGGGCGAGUUUUUUACCCAAUGGCUCGUCUACCGGAGGCUCGCUAGGCAUUCCGGCGUUGAUCCUCAGGACUUCAAACCCGAAGCUUACGGUCUUCCCCCCCUCCAGCCAGAUACUAGGGUUCCCCCCCCCCCCCCCCGGGUGUCGAGAGACCGGAUCUCGAAGACUCCGAGCUGAUGAAAGAGGCCGAUGAUGAUGAAGAGGAGGAGGCUACCUCGAAAGCCGCCGGGGAGGAUGUCGCUUCAAAGUUGAAAGAGGGUGGAGCCGAAAACGUCCAAUCUUAAAAUUUCUCUAAGUACCAUUUUGUAAUAGCUUGUAAUUUCCGGCCCCGGCCGUGUAUGUAAACGAACACCAGUUUUGCACCUUGAAUAUCUAUUGUGGAUUAAUGAUUGCCUUCGGGCUUUUCUGAAUCAAUGCCUCAUUUCUUUGAUUUUUG
Cuscuta epithymum is the source of this 1837-nucleotide messenger RNA. NCBI's taxonomy places the organism in Eukaryota, Viridiplantae, Streptophyta, Magnoliopsida, Solanales, Convolvulaceae. The record is from the annotation of a GenBank genome assembly.